Molecule: messenger RNA, 4200 nt
Organism: Panthera uncia (snow leopard)
Lineage: Eukaryota; Metazoa; Chordata; Mammalia; Carnivora; Felidae
Gene: ZNF804A
Product: zinc finger protein 804A
Exons: 5
Coding region: 1-3816 (1271 amino acids)
Cellular component (GO): nucleus
Source: RefSeq, a predicted model, not a curated record
AUGGAGUGCCUGGUACACCUGGCUUUGCUCUCAUCCAUAUCAGCAGAGGCCUCCAUAGUGGCUUUACUCAUGACUGGAGUUAUUAGCCUUAGGGUGAUAGCCAAGGUCGAUGGAAGCAUAUUCCAGGAGGAAGAGCAGAAAAAAGCUGCUCAUACAAUUUGGCCUAAUAUUGAUUUUGUGAUGAUAUUUCUAAAAAGUCCUGUUUUAGAAAUACAUUUUGAAAAAUUUUCAGGUAAUAUAGGAACUUGGGAAUUUCCUUAUAAAUUAUCUGAGGCAGAGGAAAGGGAUUAUGCUGAGAAGGAGAACACCAUAGCAAAAGCUCUGGAAGAUCUGAAGGCCAACUUUUACUGUGAACUCUGUGACAAGCAGUACUAUAAGCAUCAAGAGUUUGACAAUCACAUUAAUUCCUAUGACCAUGCUCACAAGCAGAGGCUCAAAGAACUGAAACAAAGGGAAUUUGCUCGAAAUGUAGCAUCUAAAUCCAGGAAAGAUGAAAGAAAACAGGAAAAGGCACUCCAACGCCUGCACAAGCUGGCCGAGCUAAGAAAGGAAACUGUGUGUGCUCCUGGAAGUGGCCCCAUGUUCAAGUCAACAACUGUUACUGUGAAAGAAAAUUGUAAUGAAAUUUCCCAAAGAGUUGCUGUGGAUUCAGUUAAUAACCAGGAAGAUUUCAAAUAUACUUUGAUUCAUAGUGAAGAGAAUACUAAAGAUGUUACCACUGUUGCUGAAGAUCCAGAAAGUGCAAAUAAUUAUACAGCAAAAAAUAGCCAACUUGGGGAUCAAGCCCAAGGAAUUCACAGACACAAAAUUGGCUUUUCUUUUGCAUUUCCAAAGAAAGCAGCAGUGAAGCUGGAGUCCUCAGCUGCAGCCUUCUCUGAAUACAAUGAUGAUGCGUCUGUGGAAAAAGGAUUUAGCAGAAAAAGUAGAUUUGUCCCUGGUACUUGUCAUCUUCAACUAUCUUCACCAACAGAUGUGCUUCUGAGUUCUGAGGAGAAAGCUAACUCUUUUCAUCCACCAGAAGGAAUGUGCACUGAGAAAGAAACUGCUCAAACUCAAGAAAUGAAAGAAGUUUCUAGUGAAAAAGAUACAUUUUUAUUACCUUCAUUUUGCCAGUUUCAACUCCCUUUAUCUUCUGAUGCAGAUAAUUGCCAAAAUUCAAUCCCAUUAGCAGAUCAAAUACCACUGGGCGAUGUUAUUAUUAAUGAAGGCAUACCUAUGAGUGAUAACAGUUCCAAAUUGUUAGGAAAUAAAUCCACAGUUCUCGAUAUAGCUAAUGAAUGCAUAUCUUUGCAAGCUAUCACAGAGGAAAAUGUUAAGGACCAUGAUACAUCUAUAGUUGAAGCUGACAAUAAAAAUUAUGGUCCUGAGAUGUUGGCCCCUUCAAAUUCUGAAGAGGAAAAUAUAACCUUCCAUAAAAAAAAAGAUUUAUAUAAAAGACCAUGUGAGCCAUUUGUACCCGUACUUAACAAAGAUGGAACCACAAUUCUUCAGUGGCCAUCAGAAAUGCUGAUUUAUACAUCGACUCAACCAUCAAUUUCCUAUAGCUGUAACCCUCUCUGUUUUGACUUCAAGUCCACUAAAUUAAACAACAAUCUAGAUAAGAAUAAGCUGCCCUUAAAUGGUCUUUCUUCUCAGCAGAAGGGAGAAGACAUUUGCAAGAGACCAGUUUCAGAAUGCAAGGAGAUACCUAUUGUAGGACUCACUGAUUAUGACCCUGGAGGCAGCAGAAAUCAAUGCACCCAGGUCAUUCCUCUUUUGGUUGGUGGUACUCUUUCCAAUACCUGUAAUUCUGGAAAAAAUGGGAAUAUGGGUCAGAGGUAUAAAAAUAUUUCCUGUAGGAUCAGAAACACAAAAAAAUACAAUUUUACUAAAUGUCAAAUGAAACAGGGCACUCUAGAUGAGAAAUAUCACAAAAUAAGAUUGAAAGAUACUCAUGAACACUGGUUCCAUAAAAGUAGAAGGAAGAAAAGAAGAAAAAAGUUAUGUCAGCACCAUCAUGGGGAGAAAACCAAAGAGUCGGAAAUUCACUUCCCAAUGGAAACGGAAAACAGUUACACUGAUAUAACUAGGAAGAAUCUACUGGAAACAAUUUCAGAAAAGCAGUAUUUAGCUGCAGGGCAAUUAUUAGACUCACAACAAUUACCUGAUAAAAGGCCCAAACCAUCAUCCAUAUACUUAAGUGAAAAUGAAGAAAUGUGUAAAGCUCAAAACACUGAAAAUGAUAGCAAUGACGCUAACAGUUCUAAAAACCACUGUACAAAGAGCUCAGUUGUUUUCAGUGAACAAUCCAAUCCAACAGUGAUACAGUCUGGAAAACAUAAUUUAACUUACUCCAGAACUUACUGUAGUUGGAAAGCCAAAAUAUCCGGCUGUAGUCAGGAUCACAGAUGCCUAGUUCUUCAAAACGACAUGAGCUGCCUGAGCCAGAACCAGGCUGUUAAAAGAGGUUAUAAUUCUCUCAUUAAUGAAUCAGAAAGAUUCCAUCGAAAACGUAGACAACAUUCAUAUUCUUAUUCUUCGGAUGAAAGUUUAAAUCGACAGAAUUAUUUACCAGAAGAAUUCUUGAGGCCCCCACGUGCUUCCGCUCCCUGCAAGCCUAAAAGGAAACGGAGGAGAAAAAGAAGCAGAUUCCACAUCGGGUUUGAAGCUUUGGAACUCAAAGAGAACACAGAUCAUCCCAAGAAGGGCAAUUCUUCCUUAUGUCACCAGGAGGAGUUAGUAAGUGAAGACAAAACAGGGGAUGUAAAACCACAAGAAGUUGCGAAUGCUGAGAAGAACUCAGAAGAAGCAGAGGGAGAAGAAAACCAGGCGACUUUGCCCCUGGGCGGUCCCCUUCCUCCUGAAGCCGGUGGUGAGGCUGCGCAAUCAGUGCUGGAGACACCUUCUGGGGACUCGAGGGACAUCUCCCACCCACGCGCCACCUCUGUCUACCACGUAGCCAGUGCCGCAACAAAAGAAGAAGUUGGCAAUACCUUGCUGCAACAGAAAGAAAGAGGUGAGGGUAUAAAUAUUCAUGAAAAGCAAAUUCCUUUCAAGGUGCCUAAUACCGACAGGAACUUCAGACACUCGCAACCGAAAUCGUACCUCUGCCAUUACGAACUGGCAGAGGCCCUUCCACAAGGAAAGGUGAACGAGGCCUCGACCGAGUGGCUGCGUUUCAAUUCGGGAAUCCUUAACACACAGCCACCAUUACCGUUCAAGGAAGCACAUGUCAGCGGUCACACCUUCGUAACGACGGAGCAAAUCCUGGCUCCAUUAGCUCUGCCGGAUCAGGCGCUGCUGAUCCCCAUAGAAAACCACGAUAAAUUCAGAAAUCUGCCUUGUGAGGUCUACCAGCACAUCCUCCCGCCCAACAUGCUGGCCAACAAGGUCAAGUUUACUUUUGCUCCGGCCGCCCUCCCCCCGCCCAGCCCGCCUCUGCAGCCUCUGCAGCCUCUGCCUCUGCAGCAGCCCUUCUGUUCUACCUCUGUAACCACUCUGCACCACGCGGUUCUGCAGCAGCACGCGGCCGCCGCUGCGGCCGCCGCCGCCGCCGCGGCCGCAGGAACCUUCAAAGUGCUUCAGCCCCACCAACAGUUUCUUUCCCACGCCCCAGCUCUCACCAGAACAGCGUUACCUCAGAUCUCAGUGGGACCGGUCGGACCAAGGCUUUGUCCUGGGAACCAGCCAACUUUUGUGGCUCCUCCCCAGAUGCCAAUCAUUCCAGCUUCCGUUCUUCAUCCUAGCCACCUGGCUUUCCCACCUUUACCCCAUGCCCUCUUCCCUUCACUGCUUGCCCCACACCCUACUGUCAUCCCACUGCAACCCCUGUUCUAGUCCUCGCCAUGAAAGGGAGAGAAAAUGUUCACGUGAAACCUAUUGCAAUCUGCGUCAACGCUCAUCUAAGUGGAUAAUUGCCUAUUGAAACGGUGGAAAUAAACUAGCCAAACUAUGGCCUCGUUGAUAGGAAAUCAUUUACUGUAAGUGUAAUGAUGCAAAUAAAUUAUUAAGUUUCUGAUAUAUAAUAUUAUUAAGGCACUGAAUAGUUUGAAAACCAAUACAAUAUACGCUGUACAUUAAAAUGGUGUCUUAAGAGUAUGUAUAAUGUACAUAAGAUAUAUUUAUAGUACUGUAAUUUAUGUUGUAAAGUAUGCUCCUUGGUUUUUUUUAAAUCUUUGUGUAUUUGCACCUAUUUAAUGUUUAGACAAAGCUGAUGGCACU